Molecule: messenger RNA, 558 nt
Organism: Plasmodium inui San Antonio 1
Lineage: Eukaryota; Apicomplexa; Aconoidasida; Haemosporida; Plasmodiidae
Exons: 1
Coding region: 1-558 (185 amino acids)
Source: RefSeq, a predicted model, not a curated record
AUGGAUUUAGAUGAAAAUGAAGAAGAGGACGCUUUGGAUUCAGAUCGAAUUGUUGAAGAAAAAUAUGAAGAGAGAAAUGACUUAUGUAAUAUUGACUCGCCCAGAUUGGACGAAGACGAUGUAAUAUUUGUUAGCGAUGUGACAAAAGAGGAACUAGACGAACUGAUCAAUAAUAUGGAAGAAGUACCAUCAAAGGAUGAAAUUAUAAAAAUGUGGAAACGCGCAUAUGCUCUGGAAGGACAAGAAUUUUACGAAAUGAUAGAUGGUUUAUUCGAAUAUUACGAAGAGUUAAAGGGAAAACAUCAAGUAGAAGAAGAACCUGCUUUCAGUCUUUGGAGUGAAGUUAUGUCCAGAUGUUUUGAUGUACUAGCAGAGAGGGAGCAAGAAUACAGUAAACUUUUCAACGGCUUCAUCUUGAAAGAUGAGUUGACCAAACAUGAAUUUAUGAAUUUCUUGAACAAUUGCAAGAAGGAGGCUGCUGAAUUCAGGGAAUCUUUAGAAACCUUUGCGAAGAAAGAAUUCGAAGCAGAAAUUAUCCCAGAGGAAGAAGGCAACUAA